This is a messenger RNA of Anolis sagrei ordinatus, 4976 nucleotides long. It is a transcript of the gene ZFYVE1, whose product is annotated as zinc finger FYVE-type containing 1. Gene Ontology annotation, biological process: lipid droplet formation. Lineage: Eukaryota; Metazoa; Chordata; Lepidosauria; Squamata; Anolidae. Gene Ontology annotation, cellular component: lipid droplet. The record is from RefSeq and is a predicted model, not a curated record. Gene Ontology annotation, molecular function: phosphatidylinositol-3,4,5-trisphosphate binding; 1-phosphatidylinositol binding; phosphatidylinositol-3-phosphate binding.
UGCGCCAGCAUCCCAGGCCCCGAAGACUACAUUUCCCACGAUGCAGCGGGCCUUUUUUCUUCUUCCCCUCCUCGGCCGCUCACCUUCCUGUCUGAGGGGGAAAAAAUAACCCUGAAGUUUCCUGCCAUCAGCUGAUCCUCAGUGACAACAAGGGAGGAAGGGGGAGAAGGGCUGCGGACUGGUCCGGAUCGCGAUCCCUCUCCCGGGGGCUCCAGUUCUUCCUUCCAUGGUGGGCUCCCAAUUCCCUUGCGGGGAAAGCAGGACUCGCCUUUCCCCUCCUUUGCUGCCGAGAGGAGGAGACUGGGCGCCGAUGACUUAGUCACCGAGACUUGCAGGGAGGAAGAGGAGGAGAAGGAAGGGAGGAAGGAAGGAAGGAAGGAAGGAAGGAAGAAAGGAGCCUGCUGUUUUGUAAACAAUAGAUCGGCCUGUUUCGUUCCCAGGCAUGGUGCUUGAGGGGAAAGGUCUGGUUUACAUUCUAGAAACACAUCAUAUUGUAUUUUAUACAUGUAUCUAAGUUAAUUGUGACAUUUAGUCUGGGAUUUACCUAUCGUUCAUUUUGAAAAUUUGCAGCGUUUACAUUUUGGAAGCACACAUACAAAAUUGCACUUUCAUAUCAUGAAUUCAUUCUAACAUUACAAUAGGGAGAAUCAAGACGGAUCAUGUGUUAGGAAAGGCACUCAUUUCAAAAUACUAAUUUUAAUUUGUGGAACUAAUACACAUAUCUUGUUUUGAUUAUUUUUCAAAUACAUAGUUUUAUAAAACUGAUAAUAAGUUUCUAAACAUGAGUGCCCAGCCUCCAACAGCAGAUAAGGGACUGAAUACAGCUCUAUUGUGCCAGGAAAGUUAUGCUUGCAGUGGCACUGAUGAAGCCAGCUUCGAAUGCGAUGAGUGUGGAAGCCUGCAGUGCCAGCGGUGCGAGGAAGAGCUUCACAGGCAGGAAAGGUUACGGAACCACGAACGGACCCGAAUUAAAGCUGGCCAUGUCCCGUACUGUGACGCCUGCAAGGUUGCCAGUGGGAAUAUCAUGCAGAGCAAUAUUGCAAGCUCCAGGCAGAGAGCAGCUGUAAGGUGCCAAGCGUGCAAAAUUAACCUGUGUCUAGAGUGCCAGAAGAGGACUCAUGCUGGUGGAAACAAGAGGAAACACCCCAUUACUGUAUACCACUGUGGCAAAGCUCAGGAGCAGGAGGCAGAGGAAGGGAUGGAUGAGGAGACCAAGAGGAAGAAGAUGACUGAAAAGGUUGUAAGCUUCCUGUUGGUGGAUGAAACGGAAGAGAUCCAGGUGGAAAAUGAAGAAGAAUUUAUAAGAAAAUUGGACUGCAAGCCUGACCAACACGUAAAGGUGGUGUCUAUUUUUGGGAACACAGGCGAUGGCAAAUCUCACACGCUUAACCAUACUUUUUUCUAUGGCCGAGAGGUCUUUAAAACAUCACCAGCACAGGAGUCUUGUACAGUAGGAGUCUGGGCAGCCUAUGAUCCUGUCCACAGAAUGGUGGUGAUCGACACAGAGGGCCUCCUUGGGGCCACCGUGAACCUAAGCCAGAGGACCCGGUUGCUUCUGAAGGUCUUGGCCAUUUCAGACCUCAUCAUCUACCGCACUCAUGCUGACAGACUUCACAACGAUCUCUUCAAAUUUCUUGGAGAUGCAUCAGAGGCCUACCUAAAGCACUUCACCAAGGAGCUAAAGGCAACCACAGCCCGUUGUGGUCUAGAUGUUCCACUGUCUACUUUGGGUCCAGGAGUUAUCAUCUUCCAUGAGACUGUGUACACACAGUUAUUGGGUGCAGAUCACCCUUCUGAGGUGCCUGAGAAGCUGAUCCAGGAACGAUUUCGGAAGCUUAAUCUCUUCCCUGAGGCCUUCAGCUCGAUCCAUUACAAAGGAAUAAGGACACAGAAUCCCCCAACCGAUUUUGCUGGGCUCAGACACACUGUGGAGCAGCAACUAGAAAACAAUACCACACGCUCCCCUCGGCCUCCUGGUGUUAUCUACAAAGCGCUCAAAGCAUUGAGUGAUCGAUUCUGUGGGGAGAUCCCAGAUGAUCAGAUGGCACACAGCUCCUUUUUUCCAGACGAAUAUUUUACCUGUUCUUCUGUUUGUCUCAGCUGUGGGUGUGGAUGUAAAAACAGCAUGAACCAUGCAAAAGAAGGGGUGCCUCAUGAAGCUAAGAAUCGGUGUAGAUAUACUCAUCAGUACGAUAACCGAGUAUUUACAUGCAAGGCAUGUUAUGAACGUGGGAAUGAAGUCAGGGUGGUGCCCAAAACAUCUGCUUCUACUGAUUCUCCUUGGAUGGGACUUGCCAAGUAUGCCUGGUCAGGGUAUGUGAUUGAAUGCCCCAACUGUGGCGUUGUGUACCGUAGCCGGCAGUACUGGUUUGGGAAUCAAGAUCCUGUGGACACAGUUGUGAGGACGGAAAUAGUGCAUGUCUGGCCAGGAACGGAUUGCAGUCUGAAGGACAACAACAAUGCUGCUCAACGCCUUAUAGAUGGAAUGAAUUUCAUGGCACAGUCAGUAUCUGAAUUGAGUUUGGGACCCACAAAAGCUGUGACCUCUUGGCUGACUGAUCAGAUCGCUCCAGCUUACUGGAAGCCCAACUCUAUGAUUCUGAAUUGCAGGAAAUGUGGCAUAUCCUUUAAGGAUAAUGAUACCAAACACCACUGCCGGGCAUGUGGAGAAGGAUUUUGCGAUGGUUGUUCGUCCAAGACCCGUCCUGUCCCAGAGCGUGGCUGGGGGCCCACCCCUGUGCGAGUGUGCGACAGCUGCUAUGACAGCAGGGGUUUUCAGUUAGGUAAUCCUGACCUGACUGUACUAGAUGUGCCUGAGGCUCCAACAGACGAAGAAGGUGGAACAGUGAUAGCCAGGAAGGUUGGUGAAGCCGUACAGAACACUCUGGGGGCUGUUGUAACUGCCAUUGACAUCCCAUUGGGUCUUGUGAAGGAUGCCGCUAGACCUGCCUACUGGGUUCCCGACCAUGAAAUAUUAAACUGCCACAACUGCCGUAAGGAAUUCAACAUCAAGCUGUCAAAACACCACUGUCGUGCCUGCGGCCAGGGUUUCUGCGAUGAGUGUUCCCAUGAGCGCAGAACGGUCCCUUCUCGUGGCUGGGAUCAUCCUGUCAGAGUCUGCUUUAACUGCAAUAAAAAGCCUGGUGAUCUUUAACCCCAUGGACUUUUUCUGGAUCCUCCGUAACAGCUUAGCUUCUCAGGGUUAGACCACAAAACAAAACAAAACUUCACUGCUUUUAACUUUUCCUAGUCAGAGUGCAUGCUCUUGAUCUCUGGCCUCUUUUUCCAAGUGUGGAUUUCAGUAAGAUUACCGAAUGGCAAAGGGCCAAGGCAAGGCCUGCUUUCAAACAGAUCCUAACCGUUGACAUGCAUAGAGAAGCUUGAGAAAGAUGAGGAAUCCAAAAUACAGUGUAUUAUAUACCAGUUAAAAGUAUGUUAUCUCUAUAUCUCUAUAAUUUAGUAUGCUAAGAAUACACCUGGCAUUGAUGAUUUACAGUUUAACAUUAAAGCAAAGCAAAGGUGAGUGGAACUGUUUUUGAAGGGAAAUGGGUCAAUCACACCACCUCCUGAGUGCCUUGGAAUUCCUUUGUGUGGAGCAUUUGACAGCUUGCAGCAUCACAGGUUUGGAAAGGUUUCGAUUCCUGAAUCUGCGGUUUGAAAUAACCAUUGUUUGUGGUCCCUAGUUUGGAUGGGGAAUCCUAGGCCUCUCCGUCUGGCCCUUUGAGACACCAUUAAUAAUAUUUAUUUUUCCCAAUUUGUUUUGUUCGAUUUGUAGGACUUAAUGCAGAGUGAAUGAGUUUUCCGAGGGCUGAAACCAGCCAGGGAAGUUAGUAAGAAUGUCUUGUCUUUGCUCAGAGUUGCUCUGUAUAGGUCCUGAUACAGCUAGUGCCACUGUGGGGAAAAGGUACUAGUUUUGAGAUCUUAGAAUGACGCUGACCGAACCACCCAGGACGUUUAGUGAAAAUCAAGGGAAAAUACCCAGAGCUGGUCCACUAACAACGAUUGAAGCUUCAUUUUGGUCUUAUGAGGCUUUAUUCUAUGUGUCCAUAUUCCCUUGCUUGAUUUUCUUGUGGUAGACUUACGUUUUUCCACUGGAAACCCUCAAAGAACAGCAGAAGGGAUCAGGCAAGCUCCCACACUAUGUAGUGUAGUCUUUGCUUAGCAUCUUAGUCAUUGUAAAUUGACUUAGUUAAGUCUAAUUCUUAGAGGUGUCUGUGUGAACCACCCUUCAAACACUCAAAUAAACCAAACUGGAAAACAUAUUACACUGAGGCAUUAUUCUUUUCAAAAAGCCCUGCACUGAAUCACUUUGAAGCAUAGAUCAAACUACUAAAAGAAAUUGUAGCAUUAGGCUUUUCUGUAGCUCUUGGCUUCUGUGAUAACAAACGGGAAGCUGUCACAAGCUGAAGUGGAUUGGAGAACAAAUCCCGUCCUCCUUUCAGGUCUUACAAGUAUGGCAUGUUAUCUGGGCACUGUUGUUUCUUCCAACUAUGAACUAUAUAUCCUUGUAUACCUUGAUGAUUGAAACCCUUUUUGGACUGUAUUAUUAAGUGCUAUAAAGGACUAUUGCUCCUGAACAAGAGUGCUGACUUCUUCUGUGUACCUUCCUGAUCAUGCCCUGCCACUGGAAGGAAGAGACAAGUUCUGGUUUGCAUGCCAAAAGAUGAACUGGAUUAUGUAAUACAAAAUUCCUGCUAUCUGAAUUCCAUGUGGAUUAAGAUAUAUUUUGUAAUUAGAAGCUGACAAUUUUUUCAUGGGAUAUAGAGGUGGGGGUAAGAGUCCAAUUGUAGAGAUUUUUCAGCCUAGGUACUGCACUUUGAAGUGUUUUUAUUUCUGACUCUGUGGUGAAAAAUACAAAUGGAAUUGUUUGUAGUCCAUGCCCUGUGUGUUCUCCCAUGCAUGUAGCUAUUCUUGUCAUGUUACUACACAUACAGAAACCUUCCCUGACAUUCCUUGUAUAAAAUCUUCAUGUGUAA